Homo sapiens (human) is the source of this 4127-nucleotide messenger RNA. It is a transcript of the gene GOLGA6D, whose product is annotated as golgin A6 family member D. The coding region runs from base 991 to 3072 and encodes 693 amino acids. Gene Ontology annotation, cellular component: Golgi apparatus. The transcript has 19 exons. NCBI's taxonomy places the organism in Eukaryota, Metazoa, Chordata, Mammalia, Primates, Hominidae. The record is from RefSeq and is a predicted model, not a curated record.
GUGGGCUGGAGGUGUGUCUUGAAUGCCCCCUCACCCCCAUGGGGAAGACCCACUUAGGGAAGACUCAAGUGUCUGUAUGGAGGAACCCACAUUCCCUGCCCCUCAGCUGUCCUCUGUCCCUUCCUAGCCCCCUCUGCUGUCCUGCAGGCUCUGGCGGUGGCCAUCCAGCUUGGUGGCCAUCUGGCUGAUCCACUCCUCCAGGUGGACCCUCUGUCCUCAUGUGGUGCAGGUCCCAUUGUGCCACCUCCAGACAGGCCAUGCUAGCCCCAGGGCCUCCGUUCCCUGUUACCCAGCCCCCACCCCCAGGUACGUGCCCCCUCCCUAAAGCCCACUGUGUCCACCAGCUGUGUUUCAACUCUGUCUCUGAGCAAGGCCUAACGCAAAGCCUGAAACAGCCUGGCUUGUAGAGGGCCAGGAGACCAAAGCUUGAAGAGAGAGUGACGGUCUCCCAGAGCCCACUUAGCCUCAGCCCCAGGGCUGUGUCCAUGCUGUUCCUGGCUCCAGUGAGCCAAUUCUCUCCCAUGACGCCUGUAAGGGCUCCAGUGGUGAUGGAGGUAGCUGGAGAGAACAAGGCUGUCUUAACCCUCCCUCCCUGAGAAGGCCCAACGGGGAACGUUUUAGGCAUCAGGGCAUUCUGGGGGGCAUCUUCCAGGGACCCCUCCUAUACCCUGCCCUGCCCUGGCUCUCUAGUGAGAAAUUGCAGUUGCUUGGACAGUGGGGCUGACCCAGGACAAAUGCAUAUAUUGGGCUGGUCUUCAGGGUGCUGGGGUAGGGGCAGGGGCACUUCAGGGAUAGGAAGGAGGGGCCUGUGUGUUCCAGAAGUACAGAGGAACCUGGUGCCGGCCGCAGUCAACCCCUAUGUGAUGAUCUUUCUACCCGCCCUCUUUCGUGUCUUGGUGCUGGCUGCUGUCUUUGGCCAGUGUGGCCCUGGUUACGCCUCCUCUGGCUCAGUCACACAGCAGCCUUGUAGGUGACUGGAGGUGUUCGCUGAUGUGGCCCCAACCCUACCUCCCUCCCCACCCCAUGAUGUUAGAAGAAUCUCGACAGAAUAAAUUGGCAGCAGCCAAGAAAAAGCUAAAAGAAUAUCAGCAAAGGAAGAGCCCUGGUAUUCCAGCAGGAGCAAAGACAAAAAAGAAAAAAACUGACAGUAGCCCUGAGACAACCACUUCCGGUGGUGGCCACUCACCUGGGGAUAGCCAGUACCAAGAACUAGCAGUAGCCCUGGAGUCAAGCUCAGUGACAAUCAAUCAGCUCAAUGAAAACAUAGAAUCAUUGAAACAGCAGAAGAAACAAGUGGAACAUCAGCUGGAAGAAGCAAAGAAAACAAACAAUGAAAUACACAAAGCACAAAUGGAGCAGUUAGAGACAAUCAACAUCCUCACAUUGGAAAAGGCAGACUUGAAGACCACCCUUUACCAUACUAAACGUGCUGCCCGACACUUCGAAGAAGAGUCCAAGGAUCUGGCUGGCCGCCUGCAAUACUCCUUACAGCAUAUUCAAGAAUUGGAGCGGGCUCUCUGUGCUGUGUCUACACAGCAGCAGGAAGAGGACAGGUCCUCGAGCUGCAGAGAAGCGGUCCUCCAGCGGCGGUUACAGCAGACCAUAAAGGAGCGGGCGCUGCUGAACGCACACGUGACACAGGUGACAGAGUCACUAAAACAAGUCCAGCUAGAGCGAGACGAAUAUGCUAAACACAUAAAAGGAGAGAGGGCCCGGUGGCAGGAGAGGAUGUGGAAAAUGUCGGUGGAGGCUCGAACAUUGAAGGAAGAGAAGAAGCGUGACAUACAUCGGAUACAGGAGCUGGAGAGGAGCUUGUCCGAACUCAAAAACCAGAUGGCUGAGCCCCCAUCCCUGGCACCCCCAGCAGUGACCUCUGUGGUGGAACAGCUACAAGAUGAGGCCAAACACCUGAGGCAGGAGGUGGAAGGUCUGGAGGGAAAGCUCCAGUCCCAGGUGGAAAACAAUCAGGCCUUGAGUCUCCUUAGCAAGGAACAAAAGCAGAGACUCCAGGAGCAGGAGGAGAUGCUCCGAGAGCAGGAGGCGCAGAGAGUGCGGGAGCAGGAGAGACUGUGUGAACAAAACGAGAGGCUUCGGGAGCAGCAGAAGACGCUACAGGAGCAGGGUGAGAGGCUGCGAAAGCAGGAGCAGAGGCUACGCAAACAGGAGGAGAGGCUGCGAAAGGAGGAGGAGAGGCUGCAAAAGCAGGAAAAGAGGCUGUGGGACCAGGAGGAGAGGCUGUGGAAGAAGGAGGAGAGGCUACAAAAGCAGGAGGAGAGGCUCGCGCUCUCCCAGAACCACAAGCUCGACAAGCAGCUGGCCGAGCCACAGUGCAGCUUCGAGGAUCUGAACAACGAGAAAAAGAGCGCACUGCAGUUGGAGCAGCAAGUAAAGGAGCUGCAGGAGAAGCUAGACGAGGAGCACCUAGAAGCUGCCAGCCAGCGGAACCAACAGCUAGAGACCCAGCUAAGCCUCGUGGCUCUCCCUGGAGAAGGAGAUGGAGGACAACAUCUGGACAGUGAGGAGGAGGAGGCGCCUCGGCCCACGCCAAACAUCCCAGAGGACCUGGAGAGCCGGGAGGCCACGAGCAGCUUUAUGGACCUCCCGAAGGAGAAGGCGGACGGGACGGAGCAGGUGGAGAGACGAGAGCUUGGAUUCGUCCAGCCUUCUGGAGUGACAGACGGCAUGAGAGAGUCCUUCACCGUAUAUGAAAGCCAGGGGGCAGUGCCAAACACGCGGCACCAGGAGAUGGAGGAUGUCAUCAGGCUGGCCCAGAAGGAGGAGGAGAUGAAGGUGAAGCUGCUGGAGCUGCAAGAGUUGGUGUUGCCCCUUGUGGGCAACCAUGAGGGGCAUGGCAAAUUCCUCAUCGCUGCCCAGAACCCUGCUGAUGAGCCCACUCCAGGGGCCCCAGCCCCCCAGGAACUUGGGGCUGCCGGUGAGCAGGAUGUUUUUUAUGAAGUGAGCCUGGACAACAACGUGGAGCCUGCACCAGGAGUGGCCAGGGAGGGUUCUCCCCAUAACAACCCCACUGUACAGCAGAUCGUGCAGCUGUCUCCUGUCAUGCAGGACACCUAGGAGCACCCAGGCUUGCCCAGCAAACCCUGCGUGCCAUUCUUCUACCAGGCAGCCGAGAACAGGGAGAUAAACAUCAUCAUCUUCUAAGAGCUGGUCAAGAAAUUUAAAACAACAACAACAACAAAAAGUUACGGGGUUCAUCUCCUACACAAUUCAUUUACUCCAUUUGAAUGCUAGAGCCACUCACUUUUAUUUGUGUUUCUAAUUUACCGUUUAAAUUUAUUUGUAAAAAGUUAAGGGAGAGUUGGUCUUUCCCUGAUGUUCUUUCUGGCAUCCUUUAGCAUUUUUAUUUUUAAUUUGAUAAUUGUAGGUCAUUAGUAUGCAUAUCGAGUUUGCCCUUAGGUGGUGGGAAUUCAAACACACAAAGACCCACUAAUUUGCACAAAACUAUUCUGGCUGGUUUGGAACAGGCUGCCAUGCUUUUUUAAUGUUAUUGCAGCAUGUAUAUUCAUUCCAGAAUUCAGAUAAAAUGUGCUUAUGUUCUGCUAUUACGUUUGAUCGAAUCCUAACCACAGUGAGCUCUUCAUUAGCUCAAUAUGUGGUUUGCCCUCAAUUGAGCACUGUUUAUUACUUUGUAAUAUGCCACUGUGAGUACUGACAUUUAGAGUUGUUUAAAGGCCAAGAACUGGAAACAGCCUUUUCCCUAUUUUCUGUGUAUUGGGGAUGGGAGUAAUAACAUUUUGGGGAGCUUUUUAAAUCUCACAGAAGAGGAAAGUGGCCUGCUCUGGCAGGUGUGUGCAGGAUAGAGUGUGUUUCAUUUGUUCUGGUGCCAAGAAUGAGCGCUGCACUAUGGUAGUUCCCUUAGGAUUUGUAUGUGCUCUGGGCUCAUGAAGAUAUUGCAUCAUGAGCUGCAGCAGUUGUACCCUUUCUUGAUGACCUAAAAAGGGAUUAUUUCUGAGGAAUGAAAGGCUCCCAUCAUUGACUGUGGAUGUGGAAAACCUUUUCUAGCUUAGAGCAUUUAUAUCUACAAUACAUUUUAAAGUCAGAGUUCAUGUUACCUGUUUUAAUCACAUGAGUAUAUGUCCCAGUACACAAAAGGGCACUGGUUGGCAUUC